Messenger RNA from Loxodonta africana (African savanna elephant), 1357 nucleotides. Its product is annotated as putative olfactory receptor 56B2. Lineage: Eukaryota; Metazoa; Chordata; Mammalia; Proboscidea; Elephantidae. Gene Ontology annotation, cellular component: plasma membrane. The record is from RefSeq and is a predicted model, not a curated record. The transcript has a single exon. Gene Ontology annotation, biological process: G protein-coupled receptor signaling pathway. Bases 118 to 1077 code for a protein of 319 amino acids. Gene Ontology annotation, molecular function: G protein-coupled receptor activity; olfactory receptor activity.
GAUGAUGGUGAUCCCUCUUUUAAUAUCAUGAUUGGGAAUAAAAGCUUAAAAAAAAGAAAAACUAUGAUAGACAUAACCAAGAAUAAUAACCUUGAAUAAUUUCCCUCUUAGGGAAGGAUGUUCCAGUCUCUCAGAAGUUCCAAUAGUUCUAAGUUCCAGGUCUCUGAGUUUGUCCUGAUGGGAUUCCCAGGCAUUCAUGAGUGGCAACACUGGCUCUCCCUGCCCUUAGCUCUGCUCUACCUCUUAGCUCUUGGUGCAAAUAUCCUUAUCCUGAUCACCAUCAACCAAGAGGCUACACUGCACCAGCCUAUGUACCAUUUUCUGGGCAUCCUGGCUGUGGUGGACGUGGGCUUGGCUACUACCAUCAUGCCCAAGAUUUUGGCCAUCUUGUGGUUCAAUGCUAAGGCCAUCAGUCUCCCUGAGUGCUUUUCUCAGAUGUACGUCAUACAUUGUUUUGUGGGCAUGGAGUCAGGCAUCUUCCUCUGCAUGGCUAUUGAUAGAUAUGUAGCCAUUUGCCGACCUCUACAAUAUUCAUCAGUAAUUACUGAAUCUUUUGUGGUCAAAGCAACUGUAUUAAUGAUACUCAGAAACAGCCUGUUAACCAUCCCAGUACCAGUGUUGGCUUCUCAGAGGCACUACUGCUUCCAGAAUCAAAUUGAGCAUUGCCUGUGCUCUAACCUUGGAGUGACUAGCCUCUCCUGUGAUGACAAGACAAUCAACAGCAUCUACCAGCUACUUCUGGCUUGGACACUCAUGGGCAGUGACCUGGGUAUGAUUAUUUUAUCAUAUGCUUUGAUACUGCAGUCUGUGCUAAGCUUGAAUUCAGACGAAGCUGCAUCUAAGGCCUUGAGCACCUGCACUUCCCAUCUCAUUCUAAUUCUUUUCUUCUACACAGUUGUUGUUGUCAUUUCUGUCACUCACAGUGUAACAAUGACAGUUCCCCUCUUCCCAGUUCUACUCAAUGUGUUACAUAAUGUCCUUCCUCCCUCCCUCAACCCCGUGGUCUAUGCACUCAAGAACAAGGAGCUCAGGCAGGGCUUGAAGAAGGUACUUAGACUGGGCAUCAAGAAUAACUAACGUGGAGAUGAUGCUCAUGCUUGUUAAUUUCCCCAUAUACUUAUCAAUAUAUUCUCUGAAGAUUGCUGAGUGCAGAAGACAUAAGGAAAAGGGAUACUAUGCCACAUCUUCAUUAGUAUAAGGAAUCAGUGACAACUACUGAAAUUUAAAAAAAGGGGGGAGGGGUCACUAAUAUUUGAAAUCUUUGUAAGUCAAGCAAAAAUCUUAUUAGAGUAACAUAAUGAUGUUGAUUAUCUCAAAGAAUCCAAGAAAAGAACAAUUGGGAUAUGUGGAUAUGUUG